Molecule: messenger RNA, 1359 nt
Organism: Thlaspi arvense
Lineage: Eukaryota; Viridiplantae; Streptophyta; Magnoliopsida; Brassicales; Brassicaceae
Source: the annotation of a GenBank genome assembly
AUGAUGGUUUCUGAGAAGAAUAAGAGAGAUAAGAAGAGGAACAAUAGAUGUAAGCUUCCUCCUGGUUCCAUGGGAUUGCCUUACUUAGGAGAGACUCUACAACUUUAUUCACAAGACCCCAAUAUUUUCUUCACCUCCAAGAAAAAGCGAUAUGGAGAGAUAUUCAAAACGCGAAUCCUCGGCUAUCCUUGCGUGAUGCUGGCUAGUCCCGAAGCCGCGAGGUUUGUCUUGGUGACUCAGGCCCAUUUGUUCAAACCAACCUAUCCGAGAAGCAAAGAGAAGCUAAUUGGACCCUCUGCUCUAUUUUUCCACCAAGGAGACUAUCAUGACCAUAUAAGGAAACUUGUUCAAUCCUCUUUAUACCCUGAAACCAUCCGUAAACUCAUCCCCGAUAUCGAACACAUUGCUCUUUCUUCUUUACAAUCUUGGACCACUAUGCGUAUUGUCUCUACCUACCAAGAAAUGAAGAAGUUCGCUUUUGAUGUGGGUAUUCUAGCCAUAUUUGGACAUUUGGAAUGUUCUUACAAGGAGAUCCUGAAACAUAACUACAAUAUCGUGGACAAAGGCUACAACUCUUUCCCCAUGAGCCUCCCUGGAACAUCUUAUCACAAAGCUCUCAUGGCGAGGAAUCGUCUAAAGACAAUAGUAAGCGAGAUAGUACGCGAAAGAAGAGAGAAAAGGGUCUUGAAAAUGGACUUUCUUGGUCAUCUCCUCAACUUCAAGGACGAUAAAGAUCGUGUGCUAACCCAAGAACAGAUUGCGGACAACAUCAUCGGAGUCCUUUUCGCCGCGCAAGACACGACAGCUAGUUGCCUAACUUGGAUUCUCAAGUACUUACACGAUGAUCAGAAGCUUCUAGAAGCUGUUAAGGAUGAGCAAAGGGCUAUAUAUGAAGAAAAUAGUAGAGAUAAGAAGCCUUUAACAUGGGGACAAACGAGGAAUAUGCCACUAACACAUAGGGUUAUAGUUGAGAGCUUGAGGAUGGCAAGCAUCAUAUCCUUCACAUUCAGAGAAGCAGUGGUUGAUGUUGAAUAUAAGGGAUAUUUGAUACCCAAGGGAUGGAAAGUGAUGCCACUGUUUCGGAAUAUUCAUCACAAUCCGAAAUAUUUUUCACAGCCUGAGGUUUUCGAUCCAUCUAGAUUUGAGGUAAAUCCGAAGCCAAAUACAUUCAUGCCCUUUGGAAGUGGAGUUCAUGCUUGUCCCGGGAACGAACUCGCCAAGUUACAGAUUCUUAUCUUUCUCCACCAUCUAGUUUCCAAAUUUCGAUGGGAAGUUGUGGGACGAGAGAAGGGAAUAGAGUAUGGUCCAUUUCCAAUCCCUCAAAAUGGUCUUCCCGCUACAUUUCGACAUUCUCUUUAG